UUCUCUUUUUUGACCAUGUUGGGUUGUCUUUUAGGAGACAAAGCCUUUGUUGAAUUCUUAACGGAUGAAAUUAAGGAAGAGAAGAAAAUCCAGAAGCAUAAAUCCCUUCCCAAGAUGUCUGGGAAUUGGGAGCUGGAAGUGAACGGGACAGAGGCUAAAUUAUCGCGCAAAGUUGCUGGAGAAAAGAUCACUGUCACUUUCAACAUUAACAAUAGUAUCCCUCCAACAUUUGGUGGUGGUGAGGAGGAGCCCUCCCAAGACCAGAAGACUGAAGAACAGGAGCCGGAACUGACGUCCACUCCCAAUUUUGUGGUUGAAGUUACAAAGAGUGAUGGCAAGAAGACCCUUGUGCUGGACUGCCAUUAUCCUGAGGAUGAGUUUGGAAACGAAGAGGACAGCGAUAUUUUCUCUAUCAAGGAAGUUAGCUUCCAGGCCACUGGUGACUCGGAAUGGAGGGAUACUAACUACACACUCAACACAGAUUCCCUGGACUGGGCCUUAUAUGACCACUUGAUGGAUUUCCUUGAGGACCGAGGGGUGGACAACAACUUUGCAGAUGAGCUGGUGGAGCUCAGUACGGCUCUAGAACACCAAGAAUAUAUCACCUUCCUCGAGGACCUCAAAGGUUUUGUCAAGAGCCAGUAGAACUGUCAGAGACUGGGGGCUUGGCUUUAAAUGGCAAGCUUUGGCCAGUGAACAAAAGCUACUUUGCCAUCAGAAGUAUGCUUAGCAGCCAUUUGGCUGCUUUCCUAAUAUCAUGGGAGGAAAAAAAAGCAAGUUUAAAUUAUUGCUGUUAUACUUCCAUUUACUAUUCAUCUGGAUAUUUUUCUCCUGUACAAAUCUAUUAUUUGUAGAUUUUUGUAUGGCAUAAUGGACAAUAAAAUUGGUUUAUUUCCUCCAA
Messenger RNA from Cricetulus griseus (Chinese hamster), 901 nucleotides. The record is from RefSeq and is a predicted model, not a curated record. Lineage: Eukaryota; Metazoa; Chordata; Mammalia; Rodentia; Cricetidae.